Molecule: messenger RNA, 2726 nt
Organism: Enterobius vermicularis (human pinworm)
Lineage: Eukaryota; Metazoa; Nematoda; Chromadorea; Rhabditida; Oxyuridae
Source: the annotation of a GenBank genome assembly
AUGCCAGACCCAGACUUCAGCCGUUCCAGAAAGCGCAAGUUGUCGGAGGGCCAGCCUUCUGUCGCCCCUCAUUUGCUGCUUUCCCAGGAGCAGCAACUUAUGCCAAACUUGGGUGCCACUACGGUCCAAAAUCAAUCCCUUUAUAAUUCCUACGGUUCCUUAAAAUACACGAACGGGGAGCGCCUUUGCGGGGGCUUUAAGCGCAAGCCUGAAGAGUCUUUCGACAGUUCUAAGGUUGGAAUAUCGGGCCAGUCAGUAAGUUCACUGCCUGCAUCAAAAGUCUCGAUCAAAACGAGUAGCAAGCAGUUGCCAUCUAAGACGAGCGCCAGAUCGAAGCCAAGUGCCGAGGGUGAAUACCAGUUGAUCAAAAAUGAGGUGCUCGUCUCUCCUUACCGGAAUCAGUAUGAAGUGCUCGAUUUCCUCGGUAAGGGCACUUUUGGGCAGGUAGUUAAAGCGUGGAAAAAAGGUACUAAUGAAAUUGUUGCCAUCAAAAUUUUGAAGAAGCAUCCGUCAUAUGCUCGACAAGGUCAAAUAGAGGUUUCUAUAUUGUCAAGAUUGAGUAAUGAAAAUGCAGAAGAGUUUAAUUUCGUACGUGCUUUCGAAUGUUUCCAACAUAAGCAGCACACUUGUCUCGUUUUUGAGAUGCUGGAGCAGAAUCUUUAUGAUUUUUUAAAGCAGAACAAAUUUACUCCUUUGCCGCUGUCGAGCAUUCGUCCAAUUGUUGAACAGGUGCUCACAGCAUUAUUGAAACUUAAACACCUCGGGUUGAUUCAUGCCGAUUUAAAGCCGGAAAAUAUAAUGCUCGUCGACCCUACAAAUCAGCCUUUCCGAGUUAAAGUGAUCGAUUUUGGGUCUGCGUCGCACAGGAGCAAAGCAGUAACGAACACUUACCUCCAGUCUCGUUAUUACAGAGCGCCUGAAAUUAUAUUAGGAUUGCCCUUUCGGGAAGCUAUUGAUAUGUGGUCACUAGGGUGUGUCAUCGCCGAACUAUUUUUGGGUUGGCCAUUGUAUCCUGGCAGUAGUGAAUAUGAUCAGAUGAGGUACAUUGUCCAAACACAAGGCUUGCCGCCUGUUCAGAUGUUGCAGCUUGCUAUGAAAACUCAUCGCUUUUUUAAACAGGUGGAAAAUGGUGGCGCUACGUAUUGGAGGCUAAAAACGUUAGAAGAGCAUGAGCAUGAAUCCCCUUCAAAAUCGAAAGAGACGCGUAAAUACGUCUUCAAUUGUCUUGAUGAUGUUGCUCAAGUUCGGCCUAUUGAAGCAGACGGGUUGGAUGGCAUAUGUGAGAAAGUGGAUCGGUUGGAAUUUGUAGAUUUAUUAAAAAAGAUGUUAUCUAUGGACCAGGACAAAAGAAUAGCUCCUUACGAUGGACUUCAACAUCCGUUUGUUACAAUGACACAUAUAGCAGAUUAUUGUCGGUCCAACUUCCAAGUUUCAAUGCAGCGCAUGGAAGUAUGUGCACGGAACGUACGUACUCAAGUUCAGCCGCAGUUGUUCCAACCGAGAAAUGUUGCAGCAGCACCAGCCGCCCCUGCUGUUGGUGCAUCAGCACCAAUACUCGCAGCCCCUGUAGCUGCGGCUUCAUCAUCUGCUGCAGUGCCGCAAGUUCCUCCGUUGCAACAAACUGAUUUCAGUCACAUUCUUAGUCAGUAUGGUGCUACGGCUGCUGCAGCCGUUACUGGUGUGCAAGGCGGAAAUCCAUCGUACAUUUAUCAGCCGUUAGCUGCCGUUCUUCCUUAUGAACUUGCAGCACGACAGACUCAGUUUGUUGGUUUUCCUAGUGCUCAUGCGACUACACCACUUAUACCACAACUUGUUCCAGUAUCGCUGAUUGAUCCUCAGCUGCUGGCCGCUGCAUCGGCUCUUCCUCAAGCUCCUACUGCGUGGCAUGCUGCAGCUCCGGCGCCUCUUCUUUCGUGGUCUGCAGCAUGUGCUGCAACUGCUGCUCAAAGACCAGCAGCUGGUGCUGCUUUAUUUCCUAGUGACUUUUUCCUACCUAAUCCAGCAACUGUGCAAGCACUUACUUCUCCUCGAAAUGCAGCUGCUGUGGCUGCAUUAGCUGCGCAGCAGUUCUCACAUAUCUUUCCAAAUCAGCCGAAAACGUAUCCUGAGCUUGGUAUGGGACAAUCUCAGGAUGAUUGGGUGCAGCCAUACGUGUCCGCUUCUCGACGUGGGGCUGCGGGAAGUAACAGUAGCGGUACAGCUUCAAUCAGUGGCAGUAAUGGUUUUCGGAGCCAACAGAAUCAAGGUGGUAUAGUGAAAGACCCUGCUAUUAUUGCUACUGGGCCAAGGAUGAGCAAUAAGGACAGUUCAAAACUUGUUGAAGGCACACGACAAAACAGACUAGGAAGGGAAAGGAGUCCAUCGCCAUCAGUUUCAGUUAUCACAUUAUUGUCUUCGGAUGAAGACACUAGUCGGCAGACCCUUGGGGUGUCAAGCAGUGAGAGCACGAGUGUUGCGUCUACAUCGUUGACGUCUUCGCUUUUCGGCAGCACGUCUGGCACUGGCUCUGUAGUACUUCCAACGUCAGCUGUGCGGAAAAGCACAAGAUGUGCUGUUGUUCGUCCUAUGGUUGAUGUGAGCGUCAAAAGGGAACCAGCUAAUGACGUCGCUAACAAUUUACGUCAAUUGAUGCCUAACUUGGGCUUGACUGUCCCGCCUGCUAAUUUUUAUCCGGAAGUCCUCUACAGACAAUUAAGGGAUGACCAGAUGGCGCAUACAAAGUAGUU